GCGCACGUGGAGCUCGGACCUGGUGCUGAACGGCUUCCCGCUGCAGCAUGAUGUCAAAUCUUCGACCCCUUCGGCCACACUAUACUUUGCCGAGCUCCUCGUCCGCUUAACCAGCCGUAUCAUCCGAAACCCCUUCCUGCUCGGUACCGAUGCCGACACCGAUGCGGUGCGGCGUGCGAAAACAGCAGUGCGGCAGCAGCUCCUGUCUCUGGAAGGCCGCGAGCGCGCGCUGUGUGAGCAUGCGAAGCUG
Molecule: messenger RNA, 250 nt
Organism: Symbiodinium sp. CCMP2456
Lineage: Eukaryota; Dinophyceae; Suessiales; Symbiodiniaceae
Source: the annotation of a GenBank genome assembly